Messenger RNA from Ectocarpus sp. CCAP 1310/34, 4888 nucleotides. The record is from the annotation of a GenBank genome assembly. Lineage: Eukaryota; Phaeophyceae; Ectocarpales; Ectocarpaceae.
GUACCCAGACAAGGGAUUUUGACGCUGGCUCUUUUCUCAUACUUUAUAACAGUACAAAGAAAGAAAACAACCUUCCCGCCGGAGGAACCUGGUCCGUUGUGCUAGUAUCAGUAGAGGAUAUCAUCAAGAGGCGUCGUGCGUGCUGGCACCUGGCACGUUCAGGUAUAUUACUGGGGCUGAAAUAUCGAAGGUCGCAGCAGCCUCUGAAAACGGUCCGAAAUCUGCGCCGGAACCAAGCGGAACCCAACACUUGUCACAGCGGUGCUCACCACCACGGACCGCAAACCCCUCAACUGCGGGUUGUCAGCAGUAGCUGGUGGCAUCAGCUACUGCUGUAAACCUGCAGUUCAGAAGAUUGGGUUCAGUGGCGGCGAGCACAAGCAGUACAAGACACUGGGUGUCGAUCUAACUUGCGGAGAUUUGCGGAGAUUGUGGGCCACUACAACGACACUCGAUACCACCACCACAGAAGAAGUUUUGAGCGCGCCAACACACCCCCCUGCUGCUAUAGGGUGUCCUCUAGUGAUAUUGGUACAAUGGACCAGGUUCCUAGCAACACCGGCCUUAUUUGAGCGCCUUCCGUUUGGGCUCUUUUGACUUGAAUUUAGACUGGUGUGGAUUUUCAUCUUGGUUUCAAAGGAUGCGUGUGGAGCGUGCCACGAGCUGCCUGCGGUGCAGGGGGAUCAUGUCCCAGUGCAAUCCCUUAUCCAAUGGGAUAUUGAAAGAGCUUGGCAAACUUGCAGAGUUGAAACAAAGGGGUUUGAUUCUUGACCGUCACUUCGAGACAAUCAAAGCACACGUGAAGGCGGGCAACUCCGUUGCGAAGGAGCGAUGGGACGCCAUCGAGAGCGCGUGGGGGCUGAAGCAGAACGGUGUCUUCGACGAAGAAGAGUGGGUCAAGCAGAUUGACGGCGAAACGCAGGGUAUUACCAGCAGCACCCGCCUGUCCUCUUCAUCCCAACAAGAUGCCGGUAGCACGCGAGGUGCUGCACCGCCGUCUCAGCACCCACCUGCUGCUGCAGGUACCGCGAGGAGAAAGGCCGUGGAUCGCGGGAAGCAAGCUAGGGAGAGAGCUGCUAAAGGCACUUUAGGCGGCAACAUCUGCAACGCGUUCGCGAUUGGCAGCCGAGGACUGAUUGAGCGGACUCGCGGUGGAGUGAAAGGGCUCAUGUCCGGUAUAAGCUUCCCACCUCCGACCCCGGAGUCCCGCCGAUCUUGCCCUCACUGUCCCAUGACCUUCAUUGAGCGGACUCGCGGUGGAGUGAAAGAGCUCAUAUCCGGUAUAAGCUUCCCACCUCCGACCCCGGAGUCCCGCCGAUCUUGCCCUCACUGUCCCAUGACCUUCGUGAACGAGCAAGGCCUUGGGAUCCACGUGAGAACGCAGCACAGCAGUGCAAACAUGUCCAACGGCGUGCGGCUGCGGCGCAUGUUACGGAAGGAUGUCGGAGGGAGUGUCCUGCCGUGGGAAGCAGCCGGGCCUGGGCGUUGUUGGCACGUGAAGUUCGAUCAUGCGACGGGGACGGCUUCGUUUGUCCUCCAGCGGAAGCGCUUUCUCGAUCUCGACUUGGAUAGCAACGGCUUUAUGGACCGCAAACCCAAGGACACUCGUGGGGCUCCCAAGCGCAGGCGAUACGACUUCAGGUUCAAAGCCCACGCGGUCAACCAGCUGCGCAUCCUCCAGGACAACGCCGAAGACCUCUGGAAGGAGGAGCAGCGCACGCCUCUUCAGUUCUUGGAGGAUCGUCUAGAGAUUCCCUACAGCAAUAUAGUGAAAUGGGCCAAGAACAUGAAGGAAUUGGUCGCGGUGGCAGCCGAUGACGUAAAGAAGAGCCUCCUCGCCAAACAGCAGCUUAAGCGGUGGUUUCCUAAGGCAGAGAAGCGACUGUACAAGGGGUUCGUGGAGCGGCGGAAGAGAAAGCUGAAGGUGUCGACCCUACGCCAGACCAACCUCAAGAACGAGUCUGUCGAAGAGCGGCUUCCAAAGAUCCAGCGCUUCCACCGGCUGUUUCGCAAGCUCCUGCAAGAGCCGGUGCGGUACAGGGCGCCCGAUGCGUCCGACGUGUCGGCAGUCACGACGGUCGCGGAGAAAGAGUCCAGGGUUCCCAAAUACGGUCAAUUCCAGCUCUGGGAACGUUGGAAUGUGGAUCAACCCUUUCCUGGCCUAGAGAAAAGGCAGUGCACGAUUCAAGUCAUCUUUGGUCUNGCUGUUUCGCAAGCUCCUGCAAGAGCCGGUGCGGUACAGGGCGCCCGAUGCGUCCGACGUGUCGGCAGUCACGACGGUCGCGGAGAAAGAGUCCAGGGUUCCCAAAUACGGUCAAUUCCAGCUCUGGGAACGUUGGAAUGUGGAUCAAGUGUCUUUUCAUUCGUGAACGGGCUGCUCGACACGUGGGACAAGAGAGGUGAGUUGCGGGUAGCAAUCUCGCAGCCCUUUCCUGGCCUAGAGAAAAGGCAGUGCACGAUUCAAGUCAUCUUUGGUCUGGGUGAGAAGACCAUGCGCAUUUCGGUGAUUUUCCGAGGCACGGGAAAGCGGAUCUCGCCGGUGGAGAAGGCAGCGUAUCACGAGGACGUGGACGUGUUUUUCCAGGAGAACGCGUGGGCCGACCAAAAGUUCUGCAUGGAGUGGGCGAAGAGGUCCUACCGCGAAGGACUGAUGCGCGGGCGGGGCGAGCUCCCCAAGGCGAGGUCCAUUCUUAUCGUGGACAACUUGCACGCGCAGACCACGGACGAGUUCAAGGAGCAUCUUGCGAAGCACUGCAACAUUCUCGCCUGGUAUGGCCCUUCGGAGUGCACGGACGAGGUGCAGCCAGUUGAUGCAUUAGCCGGACGAUUUCUCAAGGUGGAAGUCGGGAGGCAGAUGGACAUAUGGCUCGAGCAGUCGGACAACCUCGAGAGGUGGGAAACCGCGUCGCUGACAGCUUCUGAUCGGCGCGUCCUGAUCACUCAGUGGAUGGGAGCGGCCAUGGCAAGACUCAACAGCCAACAGGCGUACCGAUACCGUCUUUUCGAAAAGUGCGGGAUGGCCAUGACCGUGGACGGCUCGGGCGAUGAUCGAAUCACCUUGGAGGGUUUGGACAAGCCGUAUACCUUCGCUAACGAUGAAGACAGUAGCGACGACGAACAAGGUUCGGAGAACGGCAACGAUGAGCCUGAGGGGCGGGCGGAGGAGGGCGAUGGAGGACGUGAGACGCUCAUGGAGGGCGUUAACUCCAGCGAUGAAGACGACGGCGACAUCUCUCAACCCCAGACCGACGAGCUAGCUCUUCUGAACGACGACGACAGCAUGGACCCACAAGACCCGGAGGAUGAGAUACAGGGAGGCUUUCGUAUUCAAGGAACUACACCCGUUGCUCUUGACAGAUUGCUUUUGCGGCGUGGAGUGCUCGUUAGGCUGGGCAUGGGGUGGUUUGGAGGGCUGAUCACUCAACAAUCUCAGAAGGACACUCGCCACCUGUACGACUACUGUGUGCAGCUGGAGCUAGACCAAAGUACGCGCAAGAUGAAGUUGCCCUUAGACAAGUUAAGCGGAGAUUCGGAUGCGGCUGUAGGCUCCUGGGUUUUGCUUGAGAGCAUUAGUAGAUCAGGAAGGGUACGCAGGACCAAAGUCAUCCUUGUGGACCAAGAAGGUUGACAGUUGCUACUCUAUGCCUUGGUAUUUUCUUGUAUCGCCAGCAGUACUAGUGUUGCUCACGGUUGACAGCCGACAAUAUAGCAAAUGAUGUUAAAAUACUGUAAGAACAAGAACGCCCCUUUCUGGAGAAGAAUGGACGACGAAUUAUGAACUUGGCAAAUAUGAACUGGUGCUCGGGUUGGGGCAGCCAAUAAGAACUGAGCCUCGCCCAAUAUAGGAAGUUCUUAAGUGCGGGCCGGCACUGUACUUGCUCAAGUAUCGGCUCGGUCAAACUCAUAUCUCUCCAUCUCCGUCUCUAUGAAUGCAUGAAACCCGAAUCUCAAUCUAUGUAGUACCGACUGUGUUGUGUGCUCACCCACCACAAUUACUGUGUGCACAUAGCGCUUGAAAAAACCAGAGAUCUUCGUAUGUAGGAAUGUUNAGCGUGGAUGAGUGCCUACGGUUCGAGGGAAACCAAGCAGACGUGCAUGAGCGACUUCCUUUGACGGUUGCAGCGCAGAUCGUGUUCAGGCUGACAGGUCGCCAGGGUAGCGUUGGUUUCUUGGGUUUGUGUUAUUUGUACGGCGAGUGAUGUUUUGAUAUUGUGAAGCUCUUUUUUUUUUCGUUGACUUGUGUUUUUGUCGGGGGUUUAAAUCGAUGGGAUGAGAGGUGUGAGGGUGUUAUGUUAAGGGUACGGUGGGAGGCAGGGGUGCAUUGUGUAAACGGGUGCGUCGUUCUUGAGUGCUGGUGCAUUCGUUGCCGCGUGUCNUCGUUCUUGAGUGCUGGUGCAUUCGUUGCCUCGUGUUGUCCUUCUAGAAGAGGUGCGACUAUGAAACACAGCUAUAAAACAACUCAACCAAAAACCUUUUACGUGUUCACGUGCAAAAUGUGCAUCGCAUCACACAACGAUGAUUUAUUUUCCGAACGCAGAUCCACCAAAAGCGUACCACGUACAGCAGUACUUGGGUCCACGUGCUUGCCAACCAAGAGAAUGAGCGGUGUUUGGAGGUAGCCCGACGUGGUAACGCUAGCUGCGCAAAUGACAUGCAUGAUACGCCCCCUUCAUGACCUAUUUUGGCAUUCGAGUGUAGUCUGUGCGCGAGAGUCCCUGUUUCACGACCUUUAGUUUUGUCUACGAUAUAAGAGAAUAUUCUCUUAUAGUGAGAUACUGUUUAAGAGAAUUAUCUCUUAUACCGUAGCCAACACGAUAUAACAGAAAGCCGGAUUUAAGAGAGUGAAAUUGGCUUAUACCGACCCUCUCUUAAACCGUAGCCGCUACUG